AAUCUUCACGGUUUGUCAAAGAGCAAACCAUCCGUGCCAUCUUCGUCUCAUCGUCUUCUUCUUCUUCUGUUCCUUCAGUUACAUCAGUCCAGGGGAAUGUCACCUUGGCUGACUAAAAUAACUACACUGACACAUAAAAGUGUUGGGUCCCACACGUUAGUGACUUAGAUUUGGGGUCCCACACGUUUGAAGCCAUCAUGAAAACAGUUUGAAAGAAAAUUCGAUAUGGAGAAAGCGGUAUGUAACCAUGGCUUCUUCAUGAUGGCUCCAAACGUGUGGGACCCCAAAUCUAAGUCACUAACUCGACCUAUGACCGUUUCAAAUUCCUCUUCUGUCAGUGUGACCAUCUCUCACCCUCGCACUCUCUCUUUUCUUGUGAUCCAAGUUCACGGCAUCAACAAUGUCUCAAGGGUCGACGAAGAACUCAUCUUGCAACAAGUGGGAAGGAUGCUGAGAAUAUCAGAUGAGGACGGUCGUGACGUGACCGAGUUCCAACAACUUCAUGAGGAUGCAAAGAAGUAUGGUUUCGGUCGAAUUUUCCGCUCGCCCUUUCUCUUUGAAGAUAUGGUGAAAUCCAUCUUGUUGUCUAACAUUACUUGGGAGAGGACACUAGGUGCAUGUAAAUGUGGAAUGUUCGAAAGAGACGCUAGAGACAGCAGCACAAUCCUUUUACGACAGAUUCUCUCCAUUCCAGUCUUUAGCCUACUGGUUUGCUUCUAGUAUUUUGGAAUUUUUAAAUCAUAUUCAGUUUCUUUUAUAUUUAUAUAUAUGCUUCUUCUUACACUUUAUAGGUUUGAUCUAAUCCAAAACUACGAAACAAAACUUGGCAAGCUUAGCGAGUUGAGUCAGCUUGACUACAAGAGUGUUAGCGGAUGCUCUCACAUGAAGCAACUCAAGGCAGACUAGAUGAAUAUCUCUCUCUCUAAAAAAAACUCGUUUUUCUUAUUAUUUAAGUAGCUUGGGUUCAAUUUAUUUUAUGUUUUAUUUUUUUUCUUCUGGAUUUUUGGCUUUUUGUGUUCUACAUUACAGCUUUGUAACAUUUCAUUUUCAUGACCUGAGAAUUAGAUAUGGGAGAAAGGCUCUGUGAAUUAAAUAUGGGAGAAAAGCUCUCUUAUGUGGUGUGUUGUCUCUGUAACGAAACGCUCUGUUACAGAAGAUCAUAUGUUUGUCCCUA
Messenger RNA from Brassica napus (rape), 1174 nucleotides. RefSeq lists its product as uncharacterized. Gene Ontology annotation, cellular component: nucleus. Gene Ontology annotation, biological process: base-excision repair, AP site formation. The record is from RefSeq and is a predicted model, not a curated record. The transcript has 2 exons. The coding region runs from base 226 to 720 and encodes 164 amino acids. NCBI's taxonomy places the organism in Eukaryota, Viridiplantae, Streptophyta, Magnoliopsida, Brassicales, Brassicaceae. Gene Ontology annotation, molecular function: 8-oxo-7,8-dihydroguanine DNA N-glycosylase activity.